AUGCAGGUGAUUUCUAAUGCGGUGCAUUUGCUUCCUCGUGUGCUGAAGCAAAAGCAUUCGGGUAACAAAAAGUUAAUGCUCUUAGAUGUUCAUGCACAGUUGAAAGCAGUAAAGAUGGUAGUGCCAUGUGCUUCAGCGGAGAGUAGCUUGGAAUUAUGUGCAUCUCUUGAAGCUUUCAGCCUGAAAUUCAUUUGCAGAUACUUACAUCUCCACUAA
Cylicocyclus nassatus is the source of this 216-nucleotide messenger RNA. NCBI's taxonomy places the organism in Eukaryota, Metazoa, Nematoda, Chromadorea, Rhabditida, Strongylidae. The record is from the annotation of a GenBank genome assembly.